GGGGCGGAGUAGACUAAAAACAGCCCUCUCGCUGCUGUCCUGAGCAGAACGCUGGAGUUGCCGUCGUCAGCAAAGACGCGUUUGACGGUGUCUGGAUUUCACAGAGUCCAUGGAGUCGGAACCGCUGUUGACGGGGAGCGCGAGCCAGGGCUCAGUGAACUACGGCUCUCACCACGGCGGUCAUUCCGACGCGGAGUCCGAGGAGCCUCCGACGACAAGAACCCCCUCCUAUACGGCCGCUGUCCACGAACAUGAUGGAGACCUUUAUAUCCAGCAAGCGGUUGUGUUCAUUGAGGAUGCCAUUCAGUAUCGGUCCAUCAAUCACAAGGUUGAUUCUGGAUCUUUACGGUUAUACAGAUGGUACUACUCCAGGAUAUGUCAGUGGGGUCUUGGUUUCACAAUUGCUGUGAUCCUUGCUUUGGCCUUUGUGGAGAAACCCUCGUCUAUCACUUACACGUCGGACCCUCGCUACAGGCCUACACCGUGGGAGCCCCCAUGUGGGCUGACAGAGACUAUAGAGAUAGUCUGCCUCUUAAUCUUCAUCGCAGAUGUUGCUGUCAAGAGUUAUGUGAUUGGAUGGGAGGAGUUCUGUAUCAAUAAGUGGCUGAUUGGCUAUGUGGUGGUAAUAGCUGCAUCAGUCGUUGAUUGGGCAAUAACUGUUAGUAUGAUCUGUAAUGAGACCAUACGAGUCAGAAGACUGAUACGGCCCUUUUUUCUCUUGCAAAAUUCAUCCUUAAUGAAGAAAACUCUAAAAUGUAUCAAGAGGACUCUUCCAGAGAUAGCAAGUGUGAUUCUGCUUCUGGCACUACACCUGUGCUUAUUCACCAUGAUUGGUAUGCUGAUCUUCCCCAGAUCAGAGGAUCCGAAGAAGAAUGGAGAAUGGGAGACUUACUUUAGAAACCUACCUCGAGCCUUGUCCUCUCUGCUUGUGCUGCUCACAACAGCUAAUAAUCCAGAUGUGAUGGUCCCAGCAUACUCUUUGCAUCGGGGUUAUGCCCUGUUUUUUAUACUUUUUAGUGUAUGCGGAACUUAUAUCUUGAUGAAUUUACUCACUGCUAUCAUAUACAACCAGUUCAGGGGUUAUCUUCUGAUGUCGGUGCAGACGUCCAUAAUAAGGAGGCGUCUGGGGAUCCGGGCUGCAUUUGAGGUGCUGUGCUGCAAGAGGCAAGGCCACAGCAGUAACUCUGAAGACCAUGAAGAGAGGGUGCAAGUGAACACCGUGUUGGAGGUCAUGAGCAGAGUGCAGAUGAAGUCUUUCUACAGACAAGCUGUCAUUAAGGCUGCUCAAGAGUUCCGUGAUGGCUUUCUUGAUGGCGAGGCUUUCCAGAGACUGUUUGACGAACUGGACAAGGAUCGUAUCAGAGAGCACCCACCAAAUCCAGAAUACAGUUUGCCAAUACUACAGUGGAUCCAAAGUACCUGUAGUCAUUACUACCUCACUGUGGUGGGAAAUGUGGUAGCACUGGCAAACGUCAUCUGCAUCUGUACUGUCUUGGUUCUAGAUUCAGAGAAGGUUGUGUCUCAGAGGGAUGGCUACUACAUGGAGGUCAUAAAUUGUGCUUUCAUCCUGUAUUACGUAUUAGAGAUGGUAUUGAAGCUGAUUGCCUUUGGUUGGAGAGGUUACCUCUCUUACAAAAAUAACAUCUUCGAUGGGCUCUUCACUGUCCUCCUGUUGGUUCUCCAAAUGGCUAUUUUUCUCACAUACAGGAUUUCCUAUAAGAUGAUACCAGUUCAGAGGGGCUUGUUGUCCUUGUGGGAGAUGGUGCGUCUGGUCAACAUGCUGAUUGUCUUCCGCUUCCUUAGAAUCAUCCCAGAAAUCAAGUUGAUGGCUCUGGUGGCCAGUACUCUUGUGGACCUUGUGAAAAACCUGCGGGCUUUUGCUGGCAUUCUGGUGGUGGUGUACUAUGUGUAUGCAGUUAUUGGUAUCUGGCUAUUUCAUGGAGCUAUUCCCCCUCCAGGAGGCUCAAGUAUGGGCUCCAAUUCAAGUACCGAGAACAGUACAUCCAACAUUACCAUGGAAUGUGGCUCCUAUGAACAGCUGGAGUACUGGCCAAACAACUUUGAUGACUUUGCUUCAUCACUAGUUCUUCUCUAUGACGUCAUGGUGGUGAAUAACUGGCAGGUCUUCAUGGACGCUUAUACUAGAUACACUACUGAGUGGUCAAAAGUGUAUUUUGUGUCAUGGUGGCUCACCUCUUCUGUCAUGUGGGUCAACCUGUUUGUGGCACUCAUUUUAGAGAACUUCACCUACAAAUGGGACAAGUGUCAUGCAUUAAGUGUAUCUGAUGUGGAAAGGACACGCUAUGAGACCACAGUACAGCGAAUGUUCAGAGAGCAUGUCCAAGAGCCGACUCAGGAGGAGUUACUGGUCCAACUUCAGCAACACCCCCAUCUCCACCUCAUUCGGUGACCCUAAGCCCCACCACACAGCCACAACUACAUGUGCCAAAUACUCCAGCUCUCCACCAUAUCCCACUCACGGAUGCACGUUUACAUUUCAACCGUGGCCGUGUUGGGAAGUGUAGUGUUUGUACCCAUUAUGGGUAAAGACUGCUGUUGUGAAUUUCAUCUUGAUGUCUUUAAGUGGCCUUGAUGCUGUCAUAUGCUGCUGGGUUUUCAUUUUCAUGUGACUUGUUUUGUGUUGAACACAGGACUGAAAUUAUGAGACAUGCUAAUACCUUGCAGGCACUUUUUUGUGUGUUUUUAUUUAUUUAUUUUUUUAAUGCUUUUAGGAUAAAAUCUGUUUGACCUUUUCAUUUUGGCUCAGUGUCCAGGGCCAGUUCAAUGUGAAAUGAGCCAAUUUAGAAUUUUCUGAGAUUUUGUAGGCAGAUUAAGUUUUAAUACCAUACAAUUCAGUGUGGCGCAGGUUUACCCAAACUAAGGAAAUGACUUCUUGAUGUUUGUCAAGCAGAGUAUAAUGUCAUUACAUGGUCAGCUUGAGUUCACAUCCUACUGACAAGCAGAAUGCUAGGAGCAGCUUUUGGCUCCAUGCAGGCAAACAGCAUCUAACAAUUACACAGCAACAGCAUGCUGCUGUAUCACUGCUGAGAGGUGAAUAACUCAGCAUCUCUUUUGCAGAGCAGCUCUGUAAAAGUACAUGUUUAAAUGCUUGUGAAGGGACUUUAACCUGGAUCUUUUGCACAUUAAUGUUACCAUGCUGUUAUAUAAGUGGCCAUGGCCUCAGAAAAGCAGAUGUUUUUUAGUGUAAGUUGUAUGAUGUCUAGGGAGGAAACACUGACCUGCAUGUAGUUUCCCUGCUCCUGCCCACUUUGGCCAAGCCAACAUUAGCUUUUAGAAAAGGAGUAAAGCAGUGGGUGGUGUGCUGAUGACCCUGCUAAUCCAUUCCCAGAUAACAGUGAAUAGCAUACCAUGCAGUGUAAAAGUAGUGGAAUGCAAAACGAGCCUUAAAUCUUUUUUUUUUUUUUUUUUUUUUUUAAACAAAAUAUUUAUAACUGCUUGGUUGCCAAUUCGUUAAUGAGCAAUUCAUUACUUUUACUUCUCCGUCCUUGGCAGAUUUUUAGCCAAACUCAAAUGUAAGCUCUGAAAUAUAUAUAACUUCAGAAAAAGAACCACUGUGAGUGAUUGCUUGACAUAGAUGUUGAUCUGACAGGUGUAAUAUGUCAAUGUAGCUUGUGUUUACACUGUAGGCUAUUACAUAAUCAGACCUUUUUCAACAAAUAAUGUCGAACAGCUGGCCCCUGUUUUGGAACACAGUUGCAUUUCUACAGUUGAGGCUGGAAUGAAAAGGAAAAGAGCUUUUACUUCCUUUCUACAGAGGUGCCAUUAGUUUGUUUGGUGAGUCUGUGUGAAUGUAAAUAAGAUUUUAAUGCAAUUUCUUUUUUAUUUUUUAGCUAAAAAGUCAGUAUGGAUAUACUCAUUAAUUGUAAUGCCUUUAUGACUUUCUUUGAAGACUGUAAUAUACCUGGUAUAUGUCUUUGAUGCCAUCACAUGAUUGACAUUGUCAUGAAAUACUUUAACUAAAAUUUGAUUCCUGUAACAACUGGU
This is a messenger RNA of Pygocentrus nattereri (red-bellied piranha), 4005 nucleotides long. RefSeq names its product two pore segment channel 2 (gene tpcn2). Gene Ontology annotation, biological process: monoatomic ion transport; transmembrane transport. Gene Ontology annotation, cellular component: lysosomal membrane. Gene Ontology annotation, molecular function: voltage-gated channel activity; monoatomic ion channel activity. Lineage: Eukaryota; Metazoa; Chordata; Actinopteri; Characiformes; Serrasalmidae. The record is from RefSeq and is a predicted model, not a curated record. The coding region runs from base 110 to 2410 and encodes 766 amino acids. The transcript has 26 exons.